AUGACAAAACUAAAAAAAGCUGAAGAUAAACAAUUAAUACGGAAGGACUGGGUGGAAAAUGAUGAGCCUAGAGAGACUUGGACCCGAAAAGCUGAUUUUUUGUUAUCUGUAAUUGGCUUUGCCGUCGAUUUGGCCAAUGUUUGGCGCUUUCCGUAUUUAUGCUUCAAAAAUGGUGGAGGAGCCUUCUUAAUACCGUAUACAUUAAUGGUACUUUUUGCUGGUGUGCCAUUGUUUUAUAUGGAGUUAUCGCUUGGCCAAUAUUACAGAAAAGGAGCAGUUACCACCUGGGGCUGGAUUUGUCCUCUUUUCAAGG
Molecule: messenger RNA, 313 nt
Organism: Loa loa (African eye worm)
Lineage: Eukaryota; Metazoa; Nematoda; Chromadorea; Rhabditida; Onchocercidae
Product: norepinephrine transporter
Exons: 2
Biological process (GO): dopamine uptake involved in synaptic transmission; sodium ion transmembrane transport
Cellular component (GO): neuronal cell body membrane; presynaptic membrane; neuron projection
Molecular function (GO): dopamine:sodium symporter activity
Source: RefSeq, a predicted model, not a curated record